Marmota monax (woodchuck) is the source of this 6681-nucleotide messenger RNA. RefSeq names its product cyclin J (gene Ccnj). Gene Ontology annotation, biological process: regulation of cyclin-dependent protein serine/threonine kinase activity; mitotic cell cycle phase transition. Gene Ontology annotation, molecular function: cyclin-dependent protein serine/threonine kinase regulator activity. The transcript is spliced from 5 exons. Gene Ontology annotation, cellular component: cytoplasm; nucleus; cyclin-dependent protein kinase holoenzyme complex. Lineage: Eukaryota; Metazoa; Chordata; Mammalia; Rodentia; Sciuridae. The record is from RefSeq and is a predicted model, not a curated record. The coding region runs from base 3225 to 4163 and encodes 312 amino acids.
GGUCUUGCGCCAGUUAAAAUGAACCUCGAAGUUCCCAGAAAGUCCAGGUCUUCCAGGCCAGAAAACCCUAGUUCGCUUAUUUGCUCAAGGUUAAUUAACUUAUUCGUUCUGUCCCUGGGCUAUAUCAGAAUAACCUGCAACUUAAAUGAUGCGAGGGCUUAGGAAAGGAAAAGUGGAUGUUCUUGUCUCCAGAUGGACCAUGAAUUUGAUCGUGUAUUUCAGAAUACAUACACUCUUGAGUUUUUAUUGGGCAAAGCAGCCUUAAUUGUUCUAUAGUUGGUUCUGCAUGCCGCUGUUGUAAGUCUCUUUUGUACAUAUCUAAAUUUCCCAUGCUUUCAUCUAACUUGCUGUGAGACAUUGGGCUAGUUAGUUUUCUGGUUCUCAGUUUGCCCACAUGUAAAGUGAGGAAUAAUCAUAAUAGAAUGUGGGGUGGAAGGUAUAACUCAGUGGUAGAGCACUUGCCUAGCUUGAGCGAGGCCCUGGGUGAUCCGCAUCACAAUAACAACAACAGUAGAACAUACCUUAUUAGGUGAUUUUGAAAUUUAAAUGUAUUGUAUAGGGGCUUUAGUGCUUGGCAUAUAGUUAGCCCAAGUAAAAACUGUUAUUAUUACUUGCCUCUUAAGAUUUGGGACUGUUCAAAAAGGCUUAGUAUUAAAGGUAGAAAGACCUAAUAUACUUAACAGAUAUUGAAAAAAUACACUUUUCUGGGCACAAAAUCUGUGUAUCACAGCUCUUAAAUAACUUUACUGUGCAUUUUACAAAACAGAUUAAUAGACAGCUCUGCCUUUCUGAUAACCAGAAGGUAUAACUUCUGAUCCAAAAUGAUCUCUAGUUUAACUCACUUUCACUUUGGAUAGAGAGAACCAAAGUGAGAAGCAAAACAGCCUGCUUUUUAAUAAAGGGGAUUCUGAUCAUUGGACUUGAGAGAUUCUGGGAUGAUAACAAACUUUUAUCUUAAGUCCCUGAAGACGCUAAGUAGAUUGGAAAAAAAAAUCGAAUUGACUUAAAUUCUUAGAAUUUUGUAUGUUUUUAAAGCUCUAGGUUUCUAAAUGCUGUUUACUACUUCGAUGUUCAGUCUUUUACCCUGAAUACAACUCAGCCCCCUAAGAGAGCAUUUUUAUUGCAUAAAAAAGUUCCAACUAUGGGAUGGUUCUCUGGAGGGUUAAGAAGAGUUGCAGGUUUUCUUCUUUGAAAAUUGUCUGGAUACGCUUUUAAUUUUUUUUUUCCUUUUGGCAGAUGUCAUCUUUUAGUUGGAAAUGUGCUUUUCUAAGGGUUAGAUUUUUAAUCCCUCUUGUAUGUGGUGAAAUUAAUCAUUUGUAAAUGAUACUUAUAUUUUUUAAUUGACCAAAACUUUUAAGAUUUUUCUUGGUGAUCCCUCAUGGUUUUCAAUUCUUGUAUUUUAUGUGUAGAUAAUUUUAAUCAUGCGUGAUUAUCUGAGUUUGUUUUGUCAGUUGAAUUUAGAAGUAGUUUUUUUUUUUUUUUUAAUCUGAGUUUGUUGAAUGCUCUUGUGCAUUAGUCUCUGAAGGAGCCAAAGAAUAAGACAGCCCUGCACUCAAGUUGCUAAUGAACUGUCAUAGGACAAGAUAGCACAGGGUCUGAAGGAAUACCACUGAAGGUGUCUUGGGCCAUCUGUGGCACACUAUCCUGGGCUGAAGUCAAGGAAGUUAAAAUGAAUUUUUAUUAUAGAAAAGCAAGUUACGGGCUGGGGUUGUGGCUCAGUGGUAGAGUGCUUGCCUAGCAUAUGUGAGACACUGGGUUCAAUUCUCAGCACUGCAUAUAAAUAAAUGAAUUUAAAAAAAAAAGACAAGUUAAAUUCAGGCUGUUAGUUGAUGAUUUACUUAGAUAGUCAUCUGCUUAUUGUAUUGAACAUGCUGAGUACCAUACCAGUUGGAGCAGUAACUGAGAGACACAAACAUCCCACCUUCAUAGAAUCCAAUCUUUUUUCAUAAGUCAGAACAUCCAAAUUUAGGUCUUUCUUUGGGGUGUUGCCAUUGUAUAAUCUGGAAGAUGUUCUGUGUUUAGACCCAAGGUUUGUAGAGAAAUAAUCAAUGUGACCAGCAUUAUUUCUUCUAGGGAAGAGUGAAAUACAGUGACUAGAAAUCCUCUUCAACCCUAAAUGCCAACUAGACAGUUUUUAUAAAACACAAUUUACCACUCAAAAAAACCUACAAAUCAACAUGUCUCCUCAGAUGCUUAUGUCUCCUUUUCUUCUCAUCUUCUUGCUGCAUUUAGUGUCAUAGUUGUUUGGGAAAGAAUUUUUAGAAGACUUAAUGACAGUUCUCAAAUUGUAGCUUUGUGAGAAACAUUUAGAAAAUAUUUACCCCGUAGAAUUGUAGUUAAAAUUCUGAGUAUUCUUUUAAGCCUGUAUUUCCUUCCUGUGUGGGAAGGGAAUGGCAUUUGAGAAGCAAGAAUAAGAGUGUUCAAUUCUGAGGGAUUGGGAAUAGACAGCAGGGGAAACCUGUAAGUUGAGAAAAACAUUGUCAUUUUCUUAUGUUUACAUAACUGCAAUACCUAGACAAGAACAGACUCUUGUUGGUUAUGUGAUAAGCACUUCUGCUUUACCAUUUAAAAAAACUUAAAAGAGAAUAUAUUGGACACGUUAUUUAAAAUUGUCUUGAUGGCCCUUAGGUUUCCUUCCUUCCUCCUCCCUCUCUCCCUCAGUGCUAGGGAUCCAGCCCAAGUCCUUAUGUGUGUUUGGCAGACACUCUGCCCCUGAGCUACAUCCAGAGCCCCUCCUGACUUUUUUUUUUUUUUAAGUUUGUAAGGUUAACAUUGCUAAUAAUAAACCCCUCUAGCAUUUUGAAGGUGUGUUUCCUAGUAUGUCUUUUCCAGAAAACCUACCCUGGCUUUAUUUUUUCCCAGUUCCUCACUCCUUGAGCUGAGUUAGCCUUUCUCAGUGUACUCAUAAUAUCAUAAUACCUUGUGAUUAUAAUAAUAUUGUGUUAUAAUGAUCUCUGUAUUUUGAUUCACCUGCUAGAGAGAGGCUUGAGACUGUUUUUCCAGCUUUUCUCCUGGGGUUAGCACAGUGCCUGCUACAAGGGAGAUGCUCAAUAUAUGUCACAUGAUGGCAGCAAAGAAAGGAGCUGAAGUUGCCCUCCUACAAAGGCCAGUCCCCUCAACUAAGUCUCAGAAGGUAUUUUGCUGAUUUGAUUGCCAUUGUGAGCAAUCGCUUCACACUCUGCCCUUCGGCCCGACAUCUUGCUGUCUAUUUGCUGGACCUGUUUAUGGAUCGCUAUGACAUCUCUAUCCAGCAGCUGCAUUUAGUUGCGCUUUCCUGUCUGCUUCUAGCAAGUAAAUUUGAAGAAAAAGAAGAUAGUGUGCCUAAGCUGGAGCAGCUCAACAGUCUGGGUUGUAUGACUAAUAUGAAUCUAGUAUUAACAAAACAAAAUUUGCUACAUAUGGAACUAUUAUUAUUAGAAACCUUUCAGUGGAACCUCUGCCUUCCAACAGCUGCCCACUUUAUCGAGUAUUAUCUCUCAGAAGCAGUACAUGAAACAGAUCUUCAUGAUGGCUGGCCAAUGAUUUGCUUGGAAAAAACUAAACUCUACAUGGCCAAAUAUGCAGAUUACUUCCUGGAAGUAUCUCUGCAAGAUUAUGCCUUUCUAAAUUAUGCACCUUCUUUAGUAGCUGCUGCAUGUGUGGCUUCUUCGAGGAUUAUACUUCGUCUUUCUCCAACGUGGCCUACAAGACUGCAUCGUCUUACUGCUUACUCCUGGGAUUUCUUAGUGCAGUGUAUUGAACGACUGUUGAUUGCUCAUGAUAAUGAUGUAAAAGAAGCAAACAAACAGAGAGGACAGGCAGGCCCUCAGUCAGCACAACUAGGUGUGUUCCAGACAGCCUCCCAGCCCUCACGGCCGGUCCAUUUUCAGCAACCUCAGUAUCUCCCUCAGACUCAGCAGACCUCACUGCAAUAUCGCCAUCCUGUAUCAGAACAACCAAGCUGUCAGCAGAUUGUAUCUACCACACACACCUCGUCUUACACACUACAGACAUGUCCUGCUGGCUUCCAAACCAGUGUUCAGGGCCUUGGGCACAUACAGACUGGUGUUGGGAUGUCCCUAGCAAUACCAGUAGAAGUUAAACCCUGUCUGAGUGUUUCUUAUAACCGGAGUUACCAGAUAAAUGAACAUUAUCCUUGUAUUACCCCGUGCUUUGAAAGGUGAUUAUGUGCAAAGGCAGUAACCAACCCAGACUGUCUUGUGACUUGAAGCUCUGGUACAAACUUUGUAAACUUCUCUUCAGAAGGAAAGGAUCUACCAGAAGACUGAAUAUCCCUUUCAGUGCACCAUUAAUAUCUAGGAGGACUAAGCAAACACUUAAUAGUGUGUGUCAAAUCCUGUUACAAAAUCCUGUGUGACAGAUAUGUUCAGGCCUGGCUGAUGGUCCAAAUAUUUCAAAUAUUUUCAAUACAACAACAAAUUUGGACAGACUCCAAUUUGCCAUUUUGAGGUUUGACCUGUGGUAGGCUCUGGGCCUUAUGUUGGCUUAUAUGUCAAAGACUAAUGAUUAUCUGUGGACUUGCCAAACCGUCUUCUAUGAAGGAAAGUUACAGUAUUAAUUUUUGAAGAGAUCUUUUGUUUAUUCUGCAGUUUUUGAGUUGUUUUGUUUUGUUCUGUUCUGUUUUUUUACCUACAGAUUAAUUUCUGACUAAGGUUAAACUCAUGAAUUGAUAUGCUAUACCAAUCUGUGCAGUAAAAAUUUUUUUCAGAUGAUUCUGUAUAACUUCCUAUCAUAAAUAAUAUAGGUAUCUGAAUUUAUAUACUAAAUUUAGGGGUGGAGUAGAUCCCAUGUCUUAAAAUCAUGGUCAUAACUUUUGUUUGAUUGCUUGCUUGUUUGUUUUUUCCCCUAAGUGAUCAGCCUCAACUCUUUAGAAUUAAAACACAUUAACUCAGGGAAUUUGUACUACUUGGAAACAUUUAACUGUAAUGCAACAUGCUUUGGGAAUGUUAUAGUAUGAACUACCUUUAUAACAUAGGUUAAAUACUCCUAUGCUAAAAUGUGUUUUCCAAUGAGAACUUAAUAUUGUAGCACAGAAUGAAUGAAGUGGUGGUUCCUAUGAUUCAUAAUAUGUAUACAGGUUUUGCAUUUCUCAGUGCAAUCAAUGAUUUAUAUUCAGAUUUGAGAAUACUCUUAAGAAAAAGGUUUUUUUCAAAGGAAGACAUAACUGUAAAAUAUCAGUACUAGAAGAAAGUCCCGUAGAUUUAUUUUGGAGAGGGGAGUGGCCAGGGUAGUACUCAGGUUGUGCUAGUGCAGCACUUUGUUAUGUGGAAGACAGGUUUUAUAAGCAACCACGGAAUCCAGCUAGUUAGUCUAAACAGGCAAGAGUACUGAUUUCUAAAUUUCAGUAGCUGCUUUCAUUAGGUUGGGCCCACAACUGCCCUGGCAUAUUUCACUGUACUCAUGAUGAGUGAAAACACAAUAAUAGUCAUGUUAGCAAGGGCAACUUGGGAGAAAUGUUUUGGGGGAAUAAACUUAAAAAGUAAAAAAUAAUAAUAGUGAAUAAACUGUAUACAUUACUCUCUUGUUAGUGGGAGAAGAGAGAUUUGGUGGAGGGAUGCUUUCUGGUUUAAAAAUUAUUAAGGUGUGUCUAUUUGUGUUUUUUUAAGGAUAGCACUUGAAUAGAGGGGCAUCUGCAUGGCAGAUAUGCAACCGCCACAAUGUGCAUUGAAGACAAACAUAAUGAUGUUGUGGGUAUGCAGCAGGAGUCUCAGUAAUCAAGCCAAUGGCCUUUGUGAGGAAGGGAAGGGGCUCAACACAGCAAAGGACUGAUCCAAAUGGCUCCAGUGGUUGAGUGUGGGUGGGUGGCUUCUGCCAGCAUGAAUUCUUAGAGAAAUGUCCUUUCCUUAAAAGGAAAAUAACUUUUAUAUAAUUUAGAUACAGAGGGCAUGAUGUGCAUUUAUUAGUCUGGUAAAUUUAAAAAACCACUCAGGUAAGAACACUCGCUCAUGGCAGUUUUCAAGUGUGGAAAUUGCUUUCUGAAAGUAUCAUCAUUUUUCCUCUAAAAAGGCUGCUAAUUGGAGCAGGUUUAGUAGUUCUUACCGUAAGAAAACUUGAAUCAUUGGGGGGAAAAUAUGUUCAAAAGAUAGUAUAUCUUUCACAUUCACAAACUCAGCAACCUGGAGUCCAAUUUUCAGUAUUUUAACUACCUCAGUAAUGCUAUGAAUGUAAGAUAUUGGGAUAGAGAUCCUAACUUGAAACAACAACCAGUGCCUGUGGUGAUUUAAUGUCUUGUCAAAUGCUUUUAUUGAUUGGUUUGUAUGUCAUUCUUGUUAUAGAAGAAUAUGCCUUUUUUAAAAGCUUAUUAACACUUUUCCCAAUUUAUAUUUAAAAAAGCUAAAGAACACUGGAUUAAUUGGGGAGGGGUAGAAUAAAAUAAUUGAUUACUAUUGCUGCAUACCCAGGGUGGGGUGGGGUGGUUGGAGAACCAGAAGUGUUUUUAAAACAUUAGGUUUCAAUAUAAAUACAACUCACAACUGUUAGCUUUGGGAGGGGGUUGGGUGGGGGAGUUGUGUGGGUUUUGUUUUGUUUAAUUUAUUGAUUAGUCUUUAAAGCUGUUUGUUAUUUUGUUUUUUUGUUUUUGUUUUUUGAGAUUACUGGACCAUCAUUAAUGUGUACUGUGAAGAGAUUAAUAUGUAUCAAGGGCUUUACCAAAGUCCACUAAAUAAACACUACUCAAGUACA